Messenger RNA from Pieris brassicae (large cabbage white), 297 nucleotides. RefSeq lists its product as uncharacterized. Lineage: Eukaryota; Metazoa; Arthropoda; Insecta; Lepidoptera; Pieridae. The transcript has 2 exons. Bases 1 to 297 code for a protein of 98 amino acids. The record is from RefSeq and is a predicted model, not a curated record.
AUGUUGGACAAAAAUGAAUUGCUGUCAAAUUUCAUCAAUAAAGAUCUUCAAUUAGCUUUAUUGCCCAUGCGCUUUCUAGAGAAUGUGUUUCUUCUUUCUACGUAUUCCAUCUCCAACAAUUACAUUAACCGGCGUGAAGAAUACAAAUUGUACAAUAACAUUAAGCGAUUAAACCAAACACAAUUCAAGAAGAUGUCAGUAUACGGUGUGUUCGUUAUGGAUGCUGGACUCCCCGUUGGACUGGUGCAAUUGCUUACCACUUAUGUCAUUGUAUUACUACAGUUUGCGCUGACUUAA